This is a messenger RNA of Camellia sinensis, 2373 nucleotides long. NCBI's taxonomy places the organism in Eukaryota, Viridiplantae, Streptophyta, Magnoliopsida, Ericales, Theaceae. The record is from RefSeq and is a predicted model, not a curated record.
UUACAUAACUGUUAUUUACUGGGCUUUAACUCACUGUUUAUAUAUAUAUGUGUACGUGUCCAAGCACCGGAUCGGAGUUAGGAGCGUUGGGUUAAACUCCCUUUUUGUCUAGCCAGCCAAUGUACCUCACUGCGAGGUUCCAAGUGUACUCAAGCUAAGGCUGCUUUGGGGUGUUUUAGAUUCCCCCUUUCUGCUUCUGUUUUGUAUAGAAUGUUAAGACUUGUAUUAUACUGUCAUGGUAGGAAUUUGGUCCCUAACCUGAAUGUCUGUAUAUGUUGUAUGUAUAUAUGUUUUACUUAUGAAUGUAAAUGUGUUCGGAAAAGUCUUUUUUCAUACAGACGGUCACAGCUCAUUGGACAUCUUUUAUUACUGUUUUGGCUUUCGCCAGCCCCUGUACUCUGUAUUACUGUCUUUACUGUUAAGUAGGCCUUCGGUAAUCACGGAUUACUGGCCGGUUACGGUGCUAAACCCAUAGGGGCGGGUUUGGGUUGUGACACUUAGGUUACAACUUAAAAGAAUACUAAUCUAUUAGCUCAAAUCCUAAAUUUUCCAAUCACUGCAUCUUAAAGCACGACUAUAUACAACUCGGCCACAAAGGCCUCGACAAAAAAAACCUUGAUUUAAUAUAAACUAUUUGAUACUUCAAAUUUUAUCAAAUUUACUAAAUUUUCCUCUCUUCAAAUUUUAUGGAAAAAAUUAUUUUUAAUACUUCAUCUUUUUAAUUUGAUGAAAUAUUUAAUGAAUGAAUUGAAAAUAAUUUAUUUUUUUAUCAAAUUUAAAUUUCAUAAGAAAAAAAAAUUAAGAAUGAGAUCCCCUUAUUACAUAUACCCCCACCCAGCUACCCCCAGUCCAAUAUUGGAGCCUCCUGUCCUGUAAUCUUCUUUCUUGUAUUGUUAACAAAUCCCAGUUUCACUCUCUUUGGUUUUUGGGAUAUCAUUCAUUCAUUCAUUCAUCCACAAACUUCCAUUUUUCAAGCUUUUUCAGUGAAUAAAAAUGGAAUUGGAACAAGUAAGGCAAGGACAAGAAGAGAAAGAGCAAGAGCAUCCACUCCAUAACCCUCUUCUCUACCCAUACAAGAUGGGAAACUUCCUACUUUCUGUUGUCUUGGCGCCAUUGACUAGGCAGAGAUCUUUUGACAACGUUCCUCAACCACAUGCUAUCUUAUAUUACUCACAGAGGACCAGCAAAGGAGGCCUUCUCAUUUCCGAAGCCGCAGGGGUUUCCGAUACUGCACAAGGAUAUCCAUUUACACCUGGUAUAUGGACAAAGGAGCAAGUUGAAGCCUGGAAACCAAUUGUAGAUACUGUUCAUGCAAAGGGUGGUAUAUUCUUUUGUCAGAUUUGGCAUGUGGGAAGAGUUUCAAAUCAAGGUUUUCAGCCAAAUGGGAAAGCUCCAAUCUCCUCUACAGACGAGUCGUUGACUAAUGGUGUUGAUGUUGCACAAUUUUCACCUCCAUGGAAGCUAAGGACUGAUGAAAUUCCUCAAAUUGUUAAUGAUUUCAGACUCGCUGCAAGGAAUGCAAUGGAAGCUGGUUUUGGUGGGAUUGAAAUCCACGGAGCUCACUGUUACCUAGUAGAACAGUUUCUGAAAGACCAAAUUAAUGACCAAACCGACAAGUACGGAGGCUCUUUGGAGAAUCGUUGCAAAUUUGCACUCGAAAUCGUUGAAGCCAUUGUCAAUGAGAUAGGAGCUGAUAAAGUUGGAAUUAGGCUCUCUCCAUUUGCAAAUUACAUGGAAUCCGGGGACUCAAAUCCAAAAGCUCUAGGUCUUUACAUGGCGGAAUCAUUAAAUAAAUAUGGGAUUCUAUAUUGCCACAUGCUUGAGCCUAGAGUGAAAACUGUUGGAGAAAAAUUUGAAUGCCCCGACAAGCUUUUGCCAAUGAGGAAGGCUUUCAAGGGCACUUUCAUUGCUGCAGGAGGUUAUGACAGAGAAGAAGGUAUGAGAGCCGUGGCAGAGAACCAUGCGGAUCUUGUGGCAUAUGGUCGGUUGUUUCUGGCGAAUCCGGAUUUGCCAAGGAGGUUUGAGCCCAAUGCUCCUCUUAACAAGUACAAUAGAGAGACCUUCUAUAUUCCUGAUCCUGUUGUUGGUUAUAUUGAUUAUCCAUUUCUUGAACAAACCAAUGCCUAAAAAUUCUUCUUCUGGGGGUGGAUUAUUGUCAUUCUUGUCAAGAUUUUAGGAUUCACUGUUUAAAAUAAAUUCUUUUCCCUUUUUUGUUUUAAAACUGUUUUAUCAGUGUAAUAUAAUAAUACACUUAAUGCUUCUGGUCACUUUGAUUGUUAAAGUGGUAGCAGUGUAGCUAUUAUUUGACAGAACUGAAUUGGAAGCCAGAAAGUCUUGUAUGUUUAAGUGAAUAUACCUCUUCAACUUUUUGUC